AUGCGUCUGGCACGCUUGACAACCCUCAUCACCUCCGCCAUAGUCCUCAUCUUCCUGACGUACACCUAUACGAACCUCUUUACGCGCAUACCUAUUCCCUUUCACAGAUCAAAAACCACAGACAAAAUGGGCGGCGGUCCAGUUCAAGGCUUCCGUUCGGCAGCCUACUUUGUCAAUUGGGCAAUCUACGGCCGCAAGCACCGUCCCCAGGACCUCCCCGUCGAGAACCUCACCCACAUCCUCUACGCCUUCGCCAACGUGCGCUCCGACUCGGGCGAGGUCCACCUCACUGACGGCUGGGCCGAUACCGACAUCCACUGGGAGGGCGACAGCUGGAAUGAUGUCGGAACAAACCUAUACGGUUGCAUGAAGCAGCUCAACCUGCUCAAGCGCCGCAACCGCAACCUCAAGGUUCUCCUGGUGGUCGGCGGCUGGACAUACUCGUCCAACUUCAAAGCCCCGGCGAGCACGCCCCAGGGCCGCGACACCUUUGCGCGCAGCUGCGUCGACCUGAUCAAGAAUUUGGGCUUUGAUGGUAUCGACAUCGAUUGGGAAUACCCCCAAACCGCUGAAGAAGCCUCCGACUUCGUUGCCCUCCUCCAGACUAUCCGCUCCGCCAUGGACCAGUAUGCCUCGACGCUGCCGGAAUGGUACCACUUCGAACUGAGCGUCGCCUGCCCCGCCGGUGCCCAAAACUACCAAAAGCUCAACCUGCCCGCCAUGGACGCCCUCGUCGACUUCUGGAACCUCAUGGCGUACGACUACGCUGGGUCGUGGGACAGCAUUGCGGGACACCAGGCCAACCUACAACCUUGCCAGAAGAACCCAAAGUCGACGCCCUUCAGCACCGCCGCGGCGCUGGCGCACUACACCUCGCACGGCGUGCCGCCGGACAAGCUUGUUCUAGGCAUGCCGCUCUACGGCCGCGCCUUUGAGAACACGGACGGACCCGGCACGCCGUACUCUGGCGUCGGGGAGGGGACCUGGGAGAGUGGCGUGUUCGACUACAAGGUGCUGCCGAUGCCGGGGGCGCAGGAGUACCACGACGAGGAGACGGGCGCGAGUUACUCGUAUGAUGCUGGCCAGAGAAAGAUGGUCACCUACGACACGGUACACAUGGCGCGGAGGAAGGCCGAGUAUAUCAAGGGAUGGGGUCUUGGGGGCGCCAUGUGGUGGGAGAGCAGUGCCGAUAAACCCGGGCACGAGUCACUGAUUGGUAAUGUCGUGCACACAUUUGGUGGUCCGAAUGGAUUGUUGCGGCGCGAUAAUUGUCUGACAUAUCCCGAGACGAAGUAUGACAAUUUGCGGAAUGGAUUCGCGGGUUAA
Colletotrichum orchidophilum is the source of this 1326-nucleotide messenger RNA. Its product is annotated as glycosyl hydrolase family 18. NCBI's taxonomy places the organism in Eukaryota, Fungi, Ascomycota, Sordariomycetes, Glomerellales, Glomerellaceae. Gene Ontology annotation, cellular component: extracellular region. Gene Ontology annotation, molecular function: chitinase activity; chitin binding. The record is from RefSeq and is a predicted model, not a curated record. The coding region runs from base 1 to 1326 and encodes 441 amino acids. Gene Ontology annotation, biological process: chitin catabolic process; carbohydrate metabolic process. The transcript has 3 exons.